AUGAGUACCAUCCAAAAACUGAAAGAUUUCAUACGUCAUGGCAAACAAGCCCGUUUAGUGAACCCCCAUGCUGAACCCACAGCCAACGUCUCCACCAUUCACGCUAAACAACAGCAUCAACCUCAAGGCUCAUACCCACCCGCUGCGGACAAUCUACAUGCCAUUGAUACCAAAGUAAACAAUGCACCGGCUCAGCCCCCGGCCAAGUCGCCCGAGGUUCAGUCCCGGCGAGCCCGCGACCUCGAGGUCGAGCAGAUUGUCGCCGAAGAAAAGAGUGCACGCUCUAAGAUGCCCAAAUAUCCCGGCCUGGAACGCUGGAUCUUGCUGGACAAGAUGGGCGAUGGCACUUACAGUAACGUCUACCGGGCCAAGGACACCACCGGCGAGUAUGACGAGGUCGCCAUCAAGGUCGUUCAGAAAUUCGAAAUGAACAGUAAUCAGCGCGCCAGUAUUCUGAAAGAGGUCCAGAUUAUGCGCCAAGUAGACCAUCCGAAUAUCGUGAAGCUGAUUGAUUUUUCCGAAUCCCGCCGAUACUACUACAUCGUGCUGGAGCUCUGCCCUGGUGGCGAGCUAUUCCAUCAAAUCGUCCGAUUAACCUACUUCAGUGAAGACCUCAGCCGUCAUGUCAUCCUGCAGGUCGCCAAGGCGAUCGAGUAUCUCCACGGGACUUCUGGCAUUGUCCAUCGGGAUAUCAAACCUGAGAAUCUACUCUUCUAUCCGAUCCCGUUUGUUCCCAGCAAAAACCCCAAGCCACGUCAACCGGGCGAUGAAGACAAGGUUGACGAAGGCGAAUUUCUCCCCGGAAAGGGCGCUGGUGGCAUUGGCGUGAUCAAGAUUGCCGAUUUCGGUCUGUCCAAGGUCAUCUGGGAUAGUCAAACUAUGACCCCCUGCGGAACAGUCGGCUACACGGCUCCUGAGAUUGUGAAAGAUGAGCGUUACUCUAAGAGUGUCGAUAUGUGGGCGUUGGGCUGCGUUCUCUAUACCCUCCUCUGCGGCUUCCCGCCCUUCUACGACGAGAGCAUCCAGGUAUUAACCGAAAAAGUGGCUCGCGGCCAAUACACGUUUCUGUUGCCGUGGUGGGAUGGUAUCUCCAAGUCCGCUCAGGAUUUGAUCUCUCGCCUCUUGACGGCCGACCCCGACCAGCGAUAUUCCAUCGAAGAAUUCCUGGCACACCCCUGGAUCCGUCAGACCGAUGAAGCGACCGAGGUGGCCACCGACGCACCCCCGCUCGCGACUCCAUUGUCCUCCUCUGCAGCCGACCAGGCCCCCUACGCUCCCGCCAGCGCUCGUCUGGCCGACCAGCCCUCGGCGGGUCUAGACCGCCCGAUAGACUUUCGUUCCCCCGGAGCGAUCAACCUGCGCGAAGUCUUCGACGUGAGCUAUGCCGUCCAUCGCCAGGAAGAAGAAAGCAAGCGGCGCAAAAACCACCGGAAUUACCCUGGAACGAAUCCAACCGCUCGGUUCAAAUCGUUGCUCAAUCCGCUCAACGAAGACUAUGACGAUGAAGACGAGUACGAGGGUGAGAUCACGUCUCAACCGAUUGACUACGACGAAUCUCGUCCGUCCAAACUCCAGAAACAGGUGGCGGCAAUGGAAGCAAAAUUACGGUCCACCAAGCUGGGUGCCUCCAGUCAUGCCGCUCAGGCGCGGAAAGCUCCCCAGCCCCGGAAGCAGCAAGGCUACGGCCAACAUAGUGCCAUCGUCGCUGCGGCGGCGAAGCAGAGUAUUGGCGGGCGAUGGAGGCAGCCUUUCGAACUCAAUUUGGACAAUGCGAUAUUGCUCCAAAAGAGACGGCACCACACUGAGCAUAAUGACAGGCCCACCAAGGAAGACAAAUCUCAGGAUGUCCACUCUGCUGUCUCGCGAAUACCACGGGGCUACCUGGACGAACUUGCGGAUGACAUGAUACACGCCGUUCGACCUUAUAAGUUGGGCAGGGAUGUGCUUGAGCACAUUCAUAAAGUACUUCCAGACCUUUUGGAAGCACUUGCGGUUUCUUUAGGUCAAUUUUCAUCCACCCAGGCGUACCGUGAUGUGAUGGCUUUUAUCCUUGAAUAUCGAUGGGAUAUAGCUUCCACGUUUCAGGAACGCUUGACCAGUAACUCAGAGGGCCAACCUUACCGAGACCUGGCAAGGAUGACUCUGGACGAUGUUAUGGAUGUCUGGCAUCAAAGGGCUGACAGGUUGGAGCUUGAAUCAUCACCACAUGAUGCAACACACAUUGAGCAAAGAGAGCCCGAUAAUAUGGAAUCCGCAGAAUACGAUGAAGCUGAAGCGAAUAAGCUGCCUGGACUAGAGUUCUAUAGGACUACUAUCCGAAGAACUCCCGCAUACACUUCGCUAUUGAACAAUAUCCGUCGAGAGUGCCUUUUCGCUCCCUCUGAGUCAGACGUUAUGGGGAAAAUUCGAAAAGCCAUACUAGGAUCCCUACCAGUGUCGCCACACAUUAACCGACAAAAGCCAGCUGAAAUUUUCAAUGUCAGCUUCAAAAUCCGAUGGGAUCCGCUCAAGUUCUUGAUUGACGAACAAUAUGAAGACAGUCCAGAGAAGGCGAUUGAAAGGGUCAUAACAUUGACGGGCUCUGCCAUGUCGGCUCAGGCAAUGACCUGCGGAGAGUACUUGCGUCAAGUUUGGCCAUCAACAGGACCAAGCGUGAUGAACCUUAUGAAAGCCCUUGUGUCUGAAGAGAGGAAGGGCUACAACGUACUACCCGAUGGAACUCAACUCGCUUUUUCGACCCGUCCAUCCGUAGAUCAGGCGUCGUCCUUUGAUGUCUGGGUCGAUGCUCGAGGGACUGCGCCCAUCCUUGCAGAGAUUGGCGAGCAGGUUGCAUGGCUUGCAUCCGCGCUACGGUCCUCUCCGUUCAGUCCAGGCACCGUUGCCUACAACAGGCCCUUCGUCAGUCUCGUGAAGGUCGGCCACCCAAAAGGGGAGAAGAACCUAAGAGUCAUUUAUCUAUAUGAUAUUGGCGUUGAAGUGUGUGACGAACCAGACCGCAGUGCGAUUGGGACUGGUGAUUGCUGGCACAACUUGUUCGGAUCGCCAGUUGUCGUAGAAGGGUUCCCGAUACGACGGAGGGUGGAACAACAUUCAAAAGGCCUUGAGAUCCCCCUGGAAAUCAUGGCAUCUCUCACAGGCACGCGCAAGAUCAAUAUCUUUGAUGGGAGAAUUGUUCUGAAGGGCUUCUCGACUAUGCUGAUCCCUGCCAAAUGCAGCCAAAAUGCAGUCACAUGGCAUCUUCUGUACCAGAAGGAUGGGGAGCAUAUUUCUUAUCUGAAAAGUGAGCAGUUUCCCCUUCUCGAGCUCAAAAUGCAACAGCUAGAGAAAGCGCGGCAUUUCUUGGGGUGGUGUCCAGCUGCACGGAUGUAUGCGGGCGAAGCUGAUGCUAGCUAUCACAUCAAGAACUCGAGGCUUCCCCGCCCCUCAGGAGACUCUGUCCUGAGCAACGCAUCGCUCUCCGCCUCGUAUGGAGUUAUUGGAAGUUCAGCUUUUGGGGUUGGUCGUAAAGAUGUCCGGCUCCCGCGCAACUCGUACGUCAGGAAGAUGAGAUGGAUCUCCGAAAAGUAUACAAUUCUCUGGGACGUCACAGAAAAGCGGGGUUGGCUUGUUAAUGGAGCUGCCGCCUUGCUUCACCUUGUCCACGCGUCUCUAAGGCAGGACAACCUCAGCAAUACUAGUCUGUUGUGUCUAUCCAGCGAGGAGACCCAGAGAACAUCUGCUUCACACCGAUCUGAUUCCGCCCUUAGUGUGCUCUUGAGUCAACCCCGACUUGGGCUGCCAGUUUAUUCAGGAGAUGACAAGCACACUUUCAAAGAUCUCGUAGAGGACUUAUAUGAUUACCUGGAAAGAGCCAUCACAUACCAGGUGAAAGCGGUCGGUCUAGAUGGCAACACUUAUAACCAGCCGAGAUCAGCAUUGGAUGGCUGGGAUUUCACUGAUUUGGCUCUAGAGCGAGAUCCCAUUUAUCCACGGCGAAUACUUCUGGACGAAGAGGGUCGGUCCUGGGUCGACUUCAGUCGCUCCAUACACACGGUCAUCCUAUUUGGCAGAGGUUUCGGUGAGAUUAUUCGGCCUGCUAAUGCAUACUGCCCUUCAUGGGCGACACUGCCACAUGGGAAAUCGUAUCUCGGUGCUGCAGUUGCGGAUCUUUACCGGAUAAUGGAGCAAUAUGGGGACUAUGACACCCAGCCAAUGCGACUUUGUCACGACACAUUCUGGUCAGUGACCGACGAGAAGUUCAGUCGGUGCUCAUGUGGCAUCCACACGGACCCUGAAACCCCUGAGCACUCGGAUUUUGUCCAAGUUCUUCUCCCUUCAAUCAUGCGGAACGAACUACCCAGACAUGUUCUUGUGCACCCGGAACCUACAGGUGCGGUCAUCUUCGGCCACAGCACCAGGGACCAAUGGUACUGGGGCAACUUUGGACCUCCCGCGAGAACACCGAAUCUGAUCAGCAAUGAUUUAUACCAAACUUACUCCGCUGCUGAAGAUAAUACAUUUGAAACGGCUCUUGGUUCAGGAGGAUCCAAGAAAAGUGAAGGUUCGGCAUCUGAUUUGUAUCAGCAGGACGUGGAAGAGCACCUGGAACAAUCGCGUACAACGUGCGGUCAAAGGAAUGGCUUCCCCUUGGCGGACAGCCAAAAGCGUGAGACCAGACAUAGUCGCUAUGCAGACGACUACAAGUUGGGCAUUAUAUGCGCCCUCCAUAUUGAGCUCAUGGCAGUACGUGCACUGUUUGACGAAACCCACGAGAGCCUGCCUAUUUCUGAAAACGAUGACAACUACUAUGCGCUGGGAUCCAUGGCGAAGCAUAAUGUCGUUGCUGCGUGCCUCCCCUUAGGCAUCUACGGCACAAAUCCUGCUGCAAUUGUCGCAACUCAUAUGAAGCGCAGUUUCCCAGCUUUGAGAUUCUGCCUUCUGGUUGGUAUCGGAGCUGGAGUGCCGUCUGAGAAGAACCGCAUCCGCUUAGGUGAUAUUGUGGUCAGCAAGGCUAGCGGCAGAUAUCCCGGCGUCCUGCCAUACGACAUGAUUAAAUGUCUUGAAUUUGGAGUAUCUGAGCUGAAUGGUUGCCUGAGCCCUCCCCCUGCGCAUCUAAUGGGCUUGAUAAGUGAGCUGGAGUCAGACCCUGGCGGGUCCUCUACCCUUCCGGGUUACAUUCGGCAAAUUGAGGAGCGCCAGCCGCAGUAUAAAUACCCCGGAGCAAUCAAUGAUAGACUGUUUGCAUCUUCUUACAUCCAUAGUGGCGGCGACGAAUCUUGUGACCAGUGCAAUCCACUGUGUGAGAUCCGACGACCCCCUCGACCAUCAGCUUUUCCCAAAGUACACUAUGGCUUAAUUGCAUCUGGAAACAAACUCAUCAGAUCGGCCGAAAAGCGGGAUAAGUUAGGCCGAGAGCAUAAUGUACUCUGUUUUGAGAUGGAAGGCGCUGGGAUUGUGAACAGCUUCCCCUGUUUAGUCAUUCGGGGGAUCUGUGACUAUGCUGAUUCUCACAAGAACAAGAUCUGGCAGAAAUAUGCUGCUGCGGUUGCUGCGGCGUAUGCAAAAUUGCUGCUCUCUCGACUGAGGGUUAAAGACAGCGUCUCCCCAAUCUACUGA
Molecule: messenger RNA, 5595 nt
Organism: Aspergillus lentulus
Lineage: Eukaryota; Fungi; Ascomycota; Eurotiomycetes; Eurotiales; Aspergillaceae
Source: RefSeq, a predicted model, not a curated record